AUGAAGGGUUUGAAGACCGUCACAAUAGCGUAUGUACUCACCCUUUUAUUACUGGCAACAUUUAUCUCCCAGUCAUGGAGCACGCCAAAGGGCUCAUUCCAGCGAAGAAACUGGACCCCGCAGGCUAUGCUGUACCUCAAGGGCACCCAGGGAAGAAGGUUCAUCUCAGAGGACCGAAAAGAAGGAGAUGUCUACGACACUCUUCACCUAGAGACUCGUAGUCAGAACACAGAGAAGCUGACUGUGGACCAGGCUGCUACUGUUCUGCUUAAUUUCCUACAGCAGGCUAGAGAGGGAGCUGAUGAAAACGCAGAUGAGGUGUAUAUCCAGGAGCUACCAGUGUGGAAGAGAGAAUAUUUCUAA
Molecule: messenger RNA, 363 nt
Organism: Oreochromis aureus
Lineage: Eukaryota; Metazoa; Chordata; Actinopteri; Cichliformes; Cichlidae
Gene: spx
Product: spexin hormone
Exons: 6
Coding region: 1-363 (120 amino acids)
Molecular function (GO): neuropeptide hormone activity
Source: RefSeq, a predicted model, not a curated record